Dentiscutata erythropus is the source of this 773-nucleotide messenger RNA. The record is from the annotation of a GenBank genome assembly. NCBI's taxonomy places the organism in Eukaryota, Fungi, Glomeromycota, Glomeromycetes, Diversisporales, Gigasporaceae.
AUGGAAAGUGAAGUUAGCUUUAAACAUACUGAAGAAUUUGCAAUGGAUAAACUAGCAGUUGGGCAAUCAAUUGGCAGUUGGAAUAAAUUUGACUAUAUCGAAUUAUACAAUGAGGAUUGGAUUAAUGUAAUGAAUGAACUAGCAUUAGGGCAAACUGUUGAAAGUUGGAAUGAACUUGACCUUAUUGAAUUAUAUAAUAAGAGUUUGACUAAUGUGAUGAAUAAAUUAGCAAUUAAUCAUGUUGAAUCACAUAAUGAGAAUUCAGCUAAUAUAAUAGAUGAACCAGCAGUUGGAAAAUAUUUGGAAAAUAUAGUAAUGGGAUUUGUCGAAGCUGCCAAUAUGCUUCAAGUUUGUGCCAGUUGUCCUAAGACAACUGGCAUAUUAAAAAUCAAUUCUGUCUGUUUGAAUUAUAAUCACCAAAUAAGUGAUAAAACUAAUAGAUUUGCUUUGAAAUACCAAAUAUUUUCUGAAGACAUGUUAAAUAAUAUCAAAUUUUGGGCCAAAAUUAGAAAUAUCAAUAUGAAAACACAAUAUCAAAUACUAAAUCAUGUUGAAUAUGAGGCAGCUACCUUACUUAAUGAUCUUUUAGAACAUAAAUUUAAAGAUAAUAGUUCAAAAACUUCAAGUAGUAUUGAACAAACUUUUCCUGACUUGUCUUCUCGACUACCAGAUGCUAUUCAGAUUGAAUUAGAUGCUGGUAAUCACAUAGUACAAGAACUUGAGGACUUUAUGAAUAGUUUUAUUAAUAAGCAGUACCAAAAAGCAAAGAAAAG